AUGCAAUGUGCAGAUGGCGAGUUCCAGCACAUUUCUUCAUCCAAAACAUUUUUGCAGUUUUUAUUAGAGGAAGUCAGAGUUUACACGAAGCAAGGAGCAUUAAAAGACACGACAGAAUGCUCUGCUAACAACGGCUACUACAUGAUACCCGUCUACAGCAAGGGGGAGUUUGUGCUGAAGGUGGAAGGACCUCGGGGCUGGACGUUCGAACCAAGCAGCAUAGAUCUUUCCAUUGAUGGUGUAACAGAUAGAUGUUCACUCUCUCAAAAUAUCAAUUUUCAAUUCAUUGGUUUUGGUGUGUCUGGAAAAGUUAUCAGUAAGGGUCAAGAUAUUGGACCCAAAGAUGUUAGAUUGGUUUUGAAGUCUGAGAGUGGCAAGGUGGUCAGUGAAACAGUGAGUUCUGAUGGCGGGGAGUAUACAUUCAAGAACGUUCUUCCUGGCAGCUAUCUCGUCGAAGCUUUUCAUCACAAAUGGAAAUUUGACAAUAAAGAAUCUUCAGUAACAGUGCAGAAAGAAACAGGAGUCCUCACUGAGCCAAUCGUUGUUGCUGGGUUUGAUGUUCAGGGCUCACUCAUAAGUGAUGGCGAGCCAGUCUCUGGUGUGAACUUCCUACUAUACAAGACCAGCAAUGACAAAAACCGUCCAACUGAUGCAGAUAAGAUGGAUGGCUGCUCCACCGGCAGCUUACCUCAUGGUGUACCGAACUUAGAUGGAUAUCUGUACUUGUGCUACGUCACGUCGGAUAGCAAGGGGUUGUUUGAGUUCUCAUCUGUCGUCAGUGGAAGAUAUGUGCUUGUUCCCAUGUACAAGAACGACCAGAUAUCCUACGAUGUCUCUCCGAACAGGCUGAACAUUGUUGUCAAACAGGAUUCACUCAUCCUGAAGGAACCAUUCCAUGUGGCAGGAUUUGAAGUGACAGGAUAUGUUAGGACAACUGCUGAAGGUUCAGGUGUAUCUGGCGCUCUUGUAUUUGUGAACAAUGUGCAGAAAGCAACAACAAGAGAGGACGGCUUCUUUCAUCUGGGCUCAAUGAAGACAGGAACCUAUGAGAUGAAAGUUUUGAAAGAUCGAUUAGAAUUCGAUGUUGUUAAGGUCAAGGUUACACCAAGUUCACCCUUCUUACCUGACUUCAUUGUUUCCAAGUUUCAGUUAUGUGGCAAGAUAUUGUUGGAUGAAACUCAUGGUUCAUCUGCCGUUCACAAGAAAUCUCGCAUGGUUGAGUACAGAAGGAUGGAUACAUCCAUCUAUCUUACCACCCAGUCAUCAACCAAUGAUGGUCUUUUCUGCGGAUAUGUUCAACCUGGCUCAUAUAAGAUCUCUGUUCGAAUAAAUGAUGAUGAGAGAUAUGAAGGAUUCAGGUUGAUGCCCUUGCAGCAUGUAGUAACAGUAACAAGUGAAGUUGUUGACGGAGUGACUUUCUCUCAGUUCUAUGCAAAAGUAUCUGGAAUUGUUCAGUGUUUGGAACCAUGUGGAACGCUGUUCUUAACGUUAGCAAGUGCCGUGAAGUCUGAUGACUAUAAGCAGAUUGAUGUGACUGGUGAUGAUGGUCAGAGAGAGGUUGCAUUCACGUUUGAAGGGGUCAUGGCUGGAACAUAUGAACUGACGAUUCAGAAUGAAAAGUGGUGCUGGCUGCAGAAGGCACUGAAAGUGAACAUCAUUGAUAAGAACGUGAGCGAUUUGAAGGUGGUUCAUUCUGGAUACUUGGUCGUCACCAGUCUCUCCCAUCAGGCUAAAGUGAUUUUCAGGAAAAGUUCAAGGUCAGAAAACCCUCUACCCACCUCGUCAUCUCAUGCAUCGGCACCACUUUCAUUUGAAGUAAGUCCUGGUUUGAAUAAAUUUUGUCUGAAGGAAGCAGGGGAAUACGAAGUGAACGUGGAAUCCUGUCAUCAGUUUGAACCAGAUGUCUAUCGAUUUGACACAUCGGUUGGAGGUGUGUUGUUGUUGACUGCGACAAGGCACCCUAUUGAAAUAUCCUUAACAACCAAACAAAAAGCUGAUCAAAUAUAUGCCAGUAUCAAAAAAAUGGGAAGCAACAAGAACGAUGAAGUUAUUGGUGAGGUACUCCAGGUUGGUCCACUGCUUCUCAGCAGCUCAGAUGCCAAACUAACUACAUUUGAAUACCAGCUGACUUACUGGGCCAGAUCAGAAGAGAGGCUUUCUAUAUCACUUCAGUCUGAAGUUCUGCUGUUUGAUCCUCAGGUUGUUCAGCUCAAUGUAGCUUCAGAUCACUGUCCAUCUGGUAGAGCAGAGUUUGCUGGCAGGAUGGGAGCAUUUGUUGAGGGCUUCGUAGUGCCUCCCAUACCCGCUGUCAAUGUUCUCGUCAAGUUUAUACAAGAUGGAAGGGAGCUCGUUGCAAUGACUGAUGCACAAGGAAAAUAUAGGAUUGGUCCAGUGGAUGCUGACCUGACGUACACAACAGCCGUCUCCAAGAAUGGCUACACGUUUAGUGAUUCCUCCGUGACACCUGGUGUCUUCCAUGCAUACAAGUUGGCUGAAGUCGUCGUGAAGGUGCAUGACGCGACAACAGGAGAACAUCUGCCUGGAGUUUUGUUGUCACUAAGUGGUAGUGAAUCGUUCAGAAGGAAUAACGUUACCAGCAUCGGCGAAGACGAGCUGGCCUUCUCAAAUCUUGGACCAGGUGAUUAUUUCUUGAAGCCAAUGAUGAAGGAGUAUGAGUUUGAACCAUCGUCGUACUCAGUCAGGGUCAAAGAAGGUGCAACUGUCAACAUUCAGAUCACAGCUCGCAGAGUUGCUUACAGUUGUUUUGUCCAUGUAACGUCAUUGAAUGGCGAACCGGAAGUGGGUGUGUUCCUAGAAGCCGUCAGUGAGGCCGCUAGUAAGAGUGAAGAUGUUGGAAGUCAAUGUCAAGGUCACCAGGAAGAAGGGAGGACUGGAUCUGAUGGAUCUGUCAGGAUUAGAGGAUUGAAGCCGGGAUGUACUUACGCGUUAAGACUAAGGAGCCAUGGAAUGGAUGACGUGGACGAUCCCAACUACAUUUACGAAAGGAUAUCUCCUAGACACAUUACUUUGCAAGUGGACAAAGAAGACUUGCACAAUCUCAGAUUUAUUGCCUUCAGGAAGGUUAACACCAUGGACCUUAGUGGCAGGAUCGUAACUAAUCAAGAGUAUAUUUCAUCCAUUAAAGUGCACCUCUUUGAAAACUCCAAUCCUGACAACCACAUCCACUCAACUUCUCUUGACGUUUCACCUUUUUUCACAUUUUCAUCCAUUCCGCUGGACAAUAAGGACUACACAAUAAAACUGAGCAGUGGCUUGUCAAGAAGCAUGUACACUUACGCGUUGCCAGAAGUCCAUUUCAAGACCAAUCAAUCAUACAAACAUUUUGUCAUUCAUUUUCAUGUACAGCCGAAGCAGACAGAACAAGAACUGAAGCAUAGUUCCCUCCUUGUCUUGCCAGUUGUGCUCAUCUUGCUCUACCUUUGUUUCAACUAUAAACAAAUGUUCCCUGUAUUCACACACUUUUUAUCUGGACUUGUGGACAGUGGAAAAUCAUUUGUGAAGAAGUCCUCAAACAAAACAUCGCCUGCAACACAGCAGCAGCAGCAACAACAACAACAGCUGUUGGAAAGCUUAGGUAUCAGUGAAACCUGUUUGUUCGGAGAAAGCGCUUUAAAAAAAAGAUUAAAAGCAAAAAAGAUUUGAAUUAUAAAUUCAUUUUAUGUUGUAAAAUUUUGUAAUGUAGUGAUUAAAUUAAAUGUUUACAUAUAUGUUUUUUAAUUUAUUGUGUUGCAAGCAUUUAGGAAAAUAUAGAGACGCUUCAAAUGAGGUAAGAUCGGUCAAGCACGGCAUUAUUGUUAGUGGCAAAGAGAUUCUUUUAUAUUAUUGUAACACUUGACUCUCGUAACUAACAACACCAAUCUUAUAACUUCAAUAACCUCUAUAUUUCCAACGAUCGUCAAGUGUUCGUUAUUCCGUAGGUUCACGAUUUACGAUAGAUGAACACAACUGCUUCAAACGCAAACUUUAUUGAACGUUUAUUUAACUACACAGUAAUAGACACUCUAAACUAAUCCAAGUAACUAAAUAAAUCGCAUUUCGACCUUGCCUUCUCUGAUUGAAAACUGAUUGCUUUCUGCAUCUACGCGGGGCCUAUAAUAUAGGCUGAUUUUUAUGAUCAAAAGGUUAUAAAUAUCUUUUUUAUGCUAUCCUCUCUCCAACGAUUACAAAUAUAGCAAAACACCAAUAAUUACGUUAACAAAUAAUAUAGCGCAAUUUGAUCAUUCCAGCGGUUGCAACAAUAUUUUAGUCCGCGCACCAUUA
This is a messenger RNA of Helobdella robusta, 4281 nucleotides long. RefSeq lists its product as hypothetical. Gene Ontology annotation, molecular function: carbohydrate binding. The transcript is spliced from 30 exons. NCBI's taxonomy places the organism in Eukaryota, Metazoa, Annelida, Clitellata, Rhynchobdellida, Glossiphoniidae. Gene Ontology annotation, cellular component: endoplasmic reticulum membrane. The coding region runs from base 1 to 3663 and encodes 1220 amino acids. The record is from RefSeq and is a predicted model, not a curated record.